Messenger RNA from Guyanagaster necrorhizus, 2112 nucleotides. RefSeq lists its product as uncharacterized. The transcript is spliced from 22 exons. The coding region runs from base 1 to 2112 and encodes 703 amino acids. NCBI's taxonomy places the organism in Eukaryota, Fungi, Basidiomycota, Agaricomycetes, Agaricales, Physalacriaceae. Gene Ontology annotation, biological process: carbohydrate metabolic process. The record is from RefSeq and is a predicted model, not a curated record.
AUGGACUCCUUGGAACCAGAUACAAAAGCAGCAUCAAGUGAUACGCGAAAGAACACUUUUGAACAGUUGUACGAUGACAAUCCUGCUUCCUUUACUGUCAACAAUCUGUUUUGGAGUCCUUUCGACUCUCGGAACGCAAUUCCAACGGGGGCGAUCAAACCUGCCGGAUGGGCAUUGGAUCAAGGUAAUGUCCAGGCAGAGGGCCUCGCCGGACAUCUGAUGGACUUCGACAGCUACGUCAACGGGUCAAUUUGGGUAGAGGGAGGCUCCAUCGAGUACAGUGCGAUGCACGAAUCAGCCCCGUAUUGGUUCAACGGCAUGGUGGCGCUGGCUUUUCAACUUGAAGAUAAGCGCCUCUUGGGUCAAGUCCGUGCAUUCUUGGAUUGGACUCUAGACCAUCAAGGCGAUGAUGGCUGGAUUGGUCCCGAGGUCCUCGACGGGUCAUCGGAUGUUCCCCGUCUGACAUGGCCCCGUUAUCUUGUAUUAAUGGGACUUGUUCAAUAUGCCGAAGCGGACCCUUCCCAAACCGAACGGAUCGUAGGCGCCAUGCACAGUUUUAUCACACUUGUUCAUAGUACCUGGGCCUCCGGCUCGGAAGGCGAUCCUGAAGAUGGUUUCCAGUUCGAGUAUCAAUAUGUGAGAUGGGAAGAAUUGGUCUACUCCUUACAAUGGUUAUAUGAUAAUUAUCCAAACGGCCAGGAAGACAUCUUGAUCGAGACGAUGCAACUCCUCAGAGACUCCGGAUUUUCCUGGAAAGACGACUGGUAUACAGAGGCCAGUUUCGCAAGGGAAGCAGUGACAUCCUUCUUCUCGUACACGCAUGGCGUGAACAACGCAGAAGCGCUCAAGUCUGAGGCGCUGGCGUACCGUUUUACGGGUGAUCCGACAGACGUUCAGAGCACUUUUGACCGGCUCGACAUGAUCUACCAGUACCACGGGCGUGCCUCCGGUACCUUUUCAGCCGACGAACAUCUCGCUGGUCUGGGUCCUUCUCAUGGAACUGAACUGUGCGCCGUAGUGGAACAAAUCUUCUCGCUUGCGACAAUCUACCAAAUAUUUGGCAACAAUUCCGUGGCCGACCGCGCGGAGAGAAUAGCCUACAAUGCAUUACCUGCCGGAAUAAUGCAUGAUUGGUGGUCACACCAGUAUGACCAAGAAGUCAAUCAAAUUUGGGCUCGGGAAAUGGACCCAUCGCCAUGGGGUAAUAAUGGUCCUAGGUCAAACAUCUUCGGGUUCGAGCCGAAUUACCCAUGUUGUACCGUCAAUCAUCCGCAAGGAUACCCGAAAUUCUGGGCUCAUGCGUUCAUGACCGAUCCAGCGGAUGACGGAUUGUUGCACGUUUUUCUGGGGCCGUAUACGUAUUCCGGAAUCGUUGGAGCGUCCAACCAAGUUGAUGUCGUUGUUGAUACCAUUUAUCCGUUCAGCAACACGCUCAAGUACCAAAUAGCGACGAGCGAACCACUGAUUUUCAAGAUCCGUAUACCAGAUUGGGCUGCGGAAAAAAGCGUGAUAUCCGUGAAUGGGGAGGAGGCGACGACCCUGACGCCUGACGAUGCGAAUUUCCAGGUCGUUGAGCUUUUAGAAGGGUCAUCGACGAUAGCGCUUUCCCUUCAUGCUGUCCUUGACAUAGAAAAGCGGUUCAACGACGCUAUCGCCAUCAACUAUGGGGCGCUUAACUAUGCAAUAGAACUAUCUUACAACAAUACGGUUACUGAAGGAUUACGGAGCGAACAAGCCUUGAGCGAUGUGAAAACUCUUUAUCCUAAUGCGCCUGCUGAGUAUCUUACACCGGCAUGUACCAUAUCAUUUAUUCACCACACGCUGCUACCUACCACGGAAUGGCGUCUCGCUAUUGAUCCUUCCACCAUUGAGAUCGUUGAUCGUUCGUCCAAGGUUUCGAACUUGCCAUUCUACGUCUGGUCACCCGGUUCUCAGCCUAUCACCAUGAGUGCGACGGCAUGCCAAAUCGACUGGGAAAUUUCUAAUGGAACGGCUGCCUCUCCCCCUCAAAGUCCAAACGCUUGCGCCAGCGACACCUUCGCCGUCAAGCUUGUCCCAUUUGGCGCUGCGAAACUUCGCCUGGGGGAGAUUCCUACUAUGAUCAUAGCCUGA